This is a messenger RNA of Copidosoma floridanum, 1428 nucleotides long. RefSeq names its product matrix metalloproteinase-14-like. The record is from RefSeq and is a predicted model, not a curated record. Gene Ontology annotation, cellular component: extracellular matrix. Gene Ontology annotation, molecular function: metalloendopeptidase activity; zinc ion binding. NCBI's taxonomy places the organism in Eukaryota, Metazoa, Arthropoda, Insecta, Hymenoptera, Encyrtidae. Gene Ontology annotation, biological process: extracellular matrix organization; proteolysis; collagen catabolic process.
GUGUCUUUAGAAAUAAACGUAAAAUUAAAUGUUAUUUCUUAGUUUGAUUGUCAAUAAGAUAUAAUAAGAAAUAGUUUAAAAUCUCAUGACAAGUUUAACUUACUAGGUCAUACAUGUUCCUAUUCUAUUAAAGAGAAUUAUUUUUAACGUUUCCUUUACUUUACAUACAUAAAAAAGUGAAGACAAGGUAAAUAAGGAACAAAAUAUAUAAUAGUUGAUUUAAAUAUUCGUCAUAUAAAGAUGAUGUUCAGAAACUACAAUGUAAUAAGUUAAAAUUAAGCAUUAAAACAAUUAUUAAUAAGACUAUUUAAAAUGUUAAGAGUGAUUGGGCAGUUUCUAGUUAAUUCGUGGUUUUUUUCACACAAACUUUCAGUUUAUUUCCAUGUAUUUAUGUUCAUAAAAGUGAUUGAUACAGUUUCAUGGAAUCUUUCGUCUACUACAGCUAUGAAAUACUUAUCAAGCUAUGGAUAUCUCCCACAGACAACUGUUGUGAGUGGUGGCAUCAUUUCCGAACAAGCAAUGUAUCAAGCUGUGGCAGCAUUCCAAUCAUUUUCUGGUCUUAACGUCACAGGUUUAAUUAAUAACGAAACAGCUUCACUGAUGCUGAUGCCAAGAUGUGGUGUGAAAGAUAAGUACAAUACUGGUUUAGAAAAUCGAUUGAAACGAUAUGCUCUUCAAGGAUCUAGAUGGCGUGUUAAAAAGCUCACCUACAAAAUAAGUCAGUAUCCACGAUUACUAGAAAAAACAUUAGUUGAUAAAGAAAUAGCAAACGCAUUUUCAGUAUGGUCUGACUACACAGAUUUGUCGUUUACAGCAAGAAAAACUGGUCAGGUUCACAUAGAAAUUCGAUUCGAAAGAGGUGAGCAUGGUGAUGGUGAUCCAUUCGAUGGACCAGGAGGUACUCUUGCGCAUGCAUACUUUCCUGUUUAUGGAGGUGAUGCUCAUUUUGAUGACUCAGAAAACUGGUCAAUUAAUAGCUUUCGUGGUACGAAUCUAUUCCAAGUAGCUGCACAUGAAUUUGGUCACUCUCUUGGUCUGAGCCACAGUGAUGUAAGAUCUUCUUUAAUGGCUCCAUUUUAUAGAGGUUAUAACCCUGAUUUUAUACUAGACAGUGAUGACAUAAAUGGAAUUCAAGCACUUUAUGGAUUAAGAAAAGAUUACGUUAGUACGGAAUCAAGCUUUCAUCAACUAUCAACAACUGUUUCAUAUUCAAGUGAAGAAGAUUUACUGAUUUGUAUUGACUCUAGAAUUGAUACACUUUUUAACUCAGCUGAAGGAUAUACUUACGUUUUUAAAGGUAAUUACUACUGGAAGCUGACUUCUAAUGGAAUAGAAACAGGAUACCCAAGACUUAUAAAAUCAUCAUGGAAGGCUUUACCAGGAAAUAUCGAUGCUGCAUUUACGUAUAAAAACAACAAAACCUAUUUU